This is a messenger RNA of Salvia miltiorrhiza (redroot sage), 921 nucleotides long. RefSeq names its product 6,7,8-trihydroxycoumarin synthase-like. The coding region runs from base 1 to 921 and encodes 306 amino acids. The transcript has a single exon. NCBI's taxonomy places the organism in Eukaryota, Viridiplantae, Streptophyta, Magnoliopsida, Lamiales, Lamiaceae. Gene Ontology annotation, molecular function: heme binding; monooxygenase activity; iron ion binding. The record is from RefSeq and is a predicted model, not a curated record.
AUGACUCCAUUUCUUUUACUCUUUGCUCUUCCCAUAAUCCUCAUCCUCUACUUCCAAACACAAAACCCUAAACAUGCCAAAGAAGAGCUCCCUCCGCCGGGCCCACCGCAGCUGCCGUUCAUCGGCAACCUGCACCACUUCGACGGCCGGUCUCCGCACACGUACCUCCACCGCCUCUCGAAGCAGUACGACGCCGUCACGUCCCUCAAGCUCGGAUUCCGGCGCCUCGUCGUGAUCUCCUCCGCAGAAGCAGUGAAAGAGAUCAUGAAAUCCCACGACGCCGUUUUCUCGAGCAGGCCGGCUCUCGUCACCUUCAAGAAGCUGCCGUAUAAGGGCCAUGGCAUCGGGUUUUCUCCCUACAACGACGCGUGGAGGGAGCUGAGGAAGAUCUCCGCCAUCCAUCUCUUUAGCGCGAAGCAAGUUCAAUCCUUCCGCCCCAUUUUCAGAGACGAAUUGUCGAAGAUGAUGGAGAAGAUUGCUCGAGACGCCGCCUCGUCCGCCGCCACCGAUUUGAGUGAGACGAUGAUGUCGUUUGCUACUAACGCCAUCUCCAGAGCUGCAUUCGGGAGGAGAUUUGGAGACCAAGGCUAUGAGAAAACGCGAUUCUUCGACCUUUUUCAUGGCGAGAAGCCUCUUCUUGGAGGAUUCUUCGUGGAGGAUUACUUGCCUUGGCUUCGAUGGAUCGACAGCCUCUCUGGAAUGGCUGCGAAGCUAGACAAGAACAUUUCUUCCUUGCAUUCUUUCUGUGAUGAAUUGAUUGAAGAGCACAUGAAUCCGAAUAGGCCGGAAUCCAUGGAAGGAGACGUUAUUGAUAUCUUGCUAAGGAUCAAAAGAGAUGGAUCAUCGUUUCAUCUCACACUCGACCACAUCAAAGGACUACUUGUGGUAAUGCUUUCAUAUAAAUUUCACAUAUCAAGUUAA